AUGGAGAUAUCUAGUGACUCUGAAAGUGGAUGUAACGUGCCAAUAAAACUUGGCAUGGAAUUUGAUUCAGAUGAGCAUGCAUAUGAUUAUUACAAUGAAUACGCGGCUGCAAUUGGUUUUAGUGUUAGGAAAGAAUAUGCAAACAAAAACAGAGUACACGGAAAGGAAACUAGAACCGGUUGCUUGGCUCAUGUUAUUGUAAGUCGUCAAUCAAAUGGGAGGUUUCGCAUCACUUCAUUCGAAGAGAAACAUAACUAUCCUCUUGUUCCUCCAUCUUUAGUUCAUCUGUUGCCAUCACAAAGAAAGAUAAAAAUGGCUCAAGCAUAUGAAAUUGACUUAUUAGACGAUUCAGGGAUACGUCCUAAAGCGUCAUUUGAUUAUGCUGCUCGUCAAGCUGGAGGACAACCUUUUCUAGGCUACACUAAGAGAGAUCAUAAGAAUUAUCUUCGUGACAAAAGAACAGAUAGUUUGAAACAUGGAGUGGCUCGUAGCUUGGUGAAUUAUUUUGAGAAAUGA
Molecule: messenger RNA, 516 nt
Organism: Nicotiana attenuata
Lineage: Eukaryota; Viridiplantae; Streptophyta; Magnoliopsida; Solanales; Solanaceae
Product: protein FAR1-RELATED SEQUENCE 5-like
Exons: 2
Coding region: 1-516 (171 amino acids)
Source: RefSeq, a predicted model, not a curated record